Molecule: messenger RNA, 969 nt
Organism: Penicillium arizonense
Lineage: Eukaryota; Fungi; Ascomycota; Eurotiomycetes; Eurotiales; Aspergillaceae
Exons: 6
Coding region: 1-969 (322 amino acids)
Cellular component (GO): membrane
Molecular function (GO): signaling receptor activity
Source: RefSeq, a predicted model, not a curated record
AUGGUGAUUGCCCCCAAUGGGGACCAAGGAAAGAUUCAGCUCCUGACUCGCGCUCAAGUUCAGUCAUGGGCUGACACCAGCCCCUUCAUCCUAUCCGGUUAUCGACCGGAGCGUCGCUCAUGGGUCUACUGGCUCGCCAGCUGGGCCUACUGCCACAAUGAGAGCGCCAAUAUAUACUCGCACCUGUCUAUUGGGAUCUGCGCGGCAUUGAUGGACUAUGAUUCCGCUGCAGAUGACUACGGCUAUUCUAUCUGGACUAUGUCGGAAUCCUGGUUGGAUUCUUGGAACUUCAUCUGUGGGUUGCAUUUCGGUUUCUACUGCGACAUCGCUCUCAGAAAUCUGUAUUGGUCAUUGAUUGCUGCCUUUAGCGCCUUGACUGGCCUCGUUCUACGCAGCCCUUGGUUUCAGUUUCCUGAAUGGAGCAACCUGCGACUUGCUAGCUGCAUCAGUACAGGUCUGUCUGCUUUAGCUCCCAUAGGCCACACAUGGUAUCUCUGGGGAACUUUCCACUUGGUCGGUGUGGGUGUUCCAUAUUAUCUGCUUGAGGGGGGCAUUCCUGCUGGCAGGUUGCUACUUAGACAAGUGCCCGAGUCUUGGUAUCCUGGCAGAUUUGGUACUUGGGGGCAAUCCCACAUCUGGUGGCAUAUCUUCAUUGUUGCACACAUUGUUAGACUGCUGAAAGCCUUGGAAUAUGAGAAAGCGUAUCAACGCGAAACAUUUAUCGAAGUUCUAGCUCAGCUCGCUCCAAUGCUGCAAUAUAUUGAGAAGCUCGGGUUAGAAAUGUCUUCACGGAGCCCGCGUUGUCGGCGUGUUACUGAGAAGCCACGGUCUUUCUGUGGGGUUGAAUUCAGGAAGAGCAUCCAGGAUGUCUCAACUGCUUUGGUUCAAGCGAAUGCAAUAAUCGGUUCCUGUCCUAACGAGAUGACCGCUGAUUUGCUGGAUGAUAUCGAGCGGUCAUUGUUCUUUUAG